Gongylonema pulchrum is the source of this 300-nucleotide messenger RNA. Lineage: Eukaryota; Metazoa; Nematoda; Chromadorea; Rhabditida; Gongylonematidae. The record is from the annotation of a GenBank genome assembly.
UUGGCCAGCCAGGCCUGGGCUUACUUUUACUGUCCAGCAGGUGGACACACAGUGGCCGUCGGUUGCGCCAACGCUCAACAGUGUUCACCCUAUACAGCUUCACCGGUAGCAUGCAUCAACAACGCAUGCUGUAUUGCAAAAUCGCUGCCAACUCAACCGCUUAUCCAGCAAACCCCACUGAUUUGCUAUAAUGGCGGGGUCGGUCUGAUUGCCGGCUGCACCACCUCGCACCAAUGCCUUCCAUUUACCACCGAACCAGUCGCUUGUUUGAAUGGAAUUUGUUGCACGGUAAUCGUUUGA